Molecule: messenger RNA, 327 nt
Organism: Mitosporidium daphniae
Lineage: Eukaryota; Fungi; Microsporidia
Exons: 2
Coding region: 1-327 (108 amino acids)
Biological process (GO): cellular response to oxidative stress
Cellular component (GO): cytoplasm
Molecular function (GO): glutathione disulfide oxidoreductase activity
Source: RefSeq, a predicted model, not a curated record
AUGAACUCCACUAUUUCGUCAAAGGUCGCCGAAUUAAUCCGAACCAAAUCCAUCUUGGUUUUUUCCAAGUCGUUUUGUCCUUACUCCAUGCAGGUCAAGGAGCUCAUCAAGAGCCUUGGCUUUAAACCAUACACUGUCGAACUUGACCUUGAAGGUAAUAUAGCGCAUUCGAUAUCUGUAGAUGAUGGUGCACAAAUACAGGAAUAUCUAACUAGCUCCACCGGCCAGAAAACCGUUCCAAACGUUUUUAUCUACGGUAGGCAGAAUUUCCCUGAACAUCCUAGAAAAACAGUAUGGCGGCUGCAGCGACAUCAAGGCACUGCAUGA